CUGUGUUGGAUGUGUCGAAAAAAAAGUAAAGGGGUAAAAGUGGGGUGUGAUUUGCGUAGCAGAGGCCAUUUGACAGCUGACAGGGGUGGAAAAUAAUUCCCGAAUUCAGUGGACUUGCUCAUUUUAAAUUGUCAACUAUUUGCGUAUCAAGCUGAUUUGUCCGGAGAUCAGACACCAUUCGAAGGAAAAUGUCAAAAAUAGAGGAGGGAAACGCGCACAUUCGCGCAGCUGAAAAGAGCUUGAAAACAACUUUGCUCAAGUGGAGACCGGAUUAUGAGGUCGCAGCUGACGAGUACAACCAAGCAGCCACAUGCUUUCGAAUCGCCAAAUCCCUGAAGCAGUGCAAGGAGGCCCUCAUCAAAGCUGCAGAUUGCUAUAAGGAGAAUCGAUCAUGGUUUCACGCGGCGAAGAGCUUGGAGCAAGUGGUUUUGAUAACGAGAGAUCUGGGGGACCUAUCGGAGAUUCCAAAAUUGGCGCAUUCUUCUUGCACGUGGUAUCAGCAGCACGGAUCACCAGAAUCAGGGGCUAACGUUCUCGAUAAAGCUGGUAAAAUGAUCGAGAACUCUAAUCCAGCUGAGGCAUUACCACUUUUUCAAAGAGCAGCGGAGAUUGUCAUGGGCGAAGACAGCCCAAGACAGGCAGCCGAGUACCUGAGUAGAGUAGCAAAAAUCUUAGUGAAACUAAAGAACUACGAUGAGGCAGCCAAUGCUAUUCGAAGGGAAAUAAGCUGUCAUCAGCGUAUUGAGCACACCCCAUCAGUUGGAAGACUUGCUGUGGUAUUGGUGCUUGUUCAAUUGGCCAGAGGCGAUCAGGUAGCCGCUGAGAAAGCUUUCAGAGAAUGGGGAAAUUACUGUGAUGCUCCAGAGAUUCAAACUCUGGAGAUGCUCCUCCAGGCUUACGAUAACGAGGACGCUAAUGCCGCCAGGGCAGCCCUCAACAGUCCAUUCAUCAAGCACAUGGACGUGGAGUACGCGAAAUUAGCUAGGGGACUUCCACUGCCUCAGCAGGAGUACGCGGUACCUCCUGCUGGUGUCAGGGCAAAUGCUGCCCCACCAUACGUAUCACCAAACCUUGAUAAACCCUCUGCCAGUCGUGAGACUGUUGAGGCUGAAGUCAAUCAUGACACUGCGUCAAUAGAAAAGGGUCUUGCCUCGACAAAUUUAUCGAGUGAACCCUCUAACGAGCCCCAGAGGACCCCCGAGACACCACCCGAAGAGAAAAAACAAGAAGAGGAGGAGGAUGAGUACGAGGGUGGCUUGUGCUGAUCCCUUUAUCCACUACACGAAUAUCUCCCCAUUUGUUCAAUCUAUCGAAUCAUUAAAAGAUAUACAAGCGCAUUUUACCCUGCACAAGACUGCCACCACAAACUGGCAAUUCUGCAAAUAAAUACGCUUAGAGCUAUUUAUUCACACGCAUUUAAAGCAUUGAAUGUCGAUAGAUGAUUGAUUAUUGAGACUCAUGUUGAAUAAUAACGAGACUAUUUUCUUGCGCUGAAGUAUAAUUACGCUGUAGCUGAAUAUAUUAUUCGAUCACUUGUUAAAUUGUUCAAAUUACAUAUUCUCGUUUUUUUUAUUAUUGUUUGAAUGCUAGUAUUACUCGGAUUGUUUUCGAGAUUUCGUUCAUGUGUAUUUUGUCAUGGAGAUUGGGGAGAUUAUUAUGCGUAGGUUAGAAUAAACGUCUAAACCUUG
Molecule: messenger RNA, 1688 nt
Organism: Fopius arisanus
Lineage: Eukaryota; Metazoa; Arthropoda; Insecta; Hymenoptera; Braconidae
Product: gamma-soluble NSF attachment protein
Exons: 5
Coding region: 189-1265 (358 amino acids)
Biological process (GO): intracellular protein transport
Cellular component (GO): vacuolar membrane; SNARE complex
Molecular function (GO): syntaxin binding; soluble NSF attachment protein activity
Source: RefSeq, a predicted model, not a curated record